UGCUUUCCUCCUCUCCGGAACCGGAUGCGAACGUAGUCGGCUUUCCCGACCGGCGAUCGAAACCAUGCUCGAUCCCGGCUUCGGCGCGAGGUCAUUUACCUAAUUUCAUCCGCACCCAUCCCCCGUUUUAUCCCGGGAUCGGAGAUUCCCCCGCCGUCAUUUCGCCCCGCUGAUUCGUCCUCUCCCUACUCCUCAUCGCAGUUCCAACUCUCGCUAGGUCUCCAAUCCACGAACUUCUUCUAACCGGCCGCUGCAGCCCCCUUCUGUGAUCCGUCUCUUUGCCCUCCCCUCCUCCUCGGACCUUGUGCAGUUUUUCUGCCGGUUCCCGCAAGGAAGCAACCUUCUCCCAUCGGGCUGCAGCAACCCCCUUUCCUGGCGCUGCCUCCUCGCUUUCCCUUAAUCGAUGCACGCAUCCGAUAAAUUUCUUGAGUUCGUAGAGCCUCUUCUCAAGUCCCCCAAGUGCUGACUGGAGUUAUCGGUGCCUUUAGAUUGCGGUGUAUUGAUGCAAGCAAGUAGUUCAGCAUCUGAACAAGUAAUUAGACAAUGGAAAACACCCAGUGAAGUAGGAAAUGACCAGAUUGUACAAAAAGAACAAAACCAACCUUUACAAUCAUUGGAGCAGCAUUCGUCUGGGGGAGAAUUGGUUCGGACAAGUUCUAUUCAACCUCGAGUGGAGCAGCUCAAUCAUGUAUCGAAACAAGACCAAAUGACUUUUCAGCAAGAGAUCAUGCAUUCAAAUAACUGUCAGCAACAGUCAGAAGCUAAUUCAGUUAAACCUGUGGACAAGGGACCUGAGCAAAGUAAUAUACCAGUCUUGGAUACAAUUGCAGACCCAAAGUUGGAUGUUGCCCAGCAUUCUGAGAAGCAGCAGCAGCAGCAGCGGCCGCACAUUGUCCAGCAGUCAAACAGUCAACAAGCACCUGACAUAGCAAAUGCAGCUGCUCGGCCUUCUGAAAGCCAACAACUCAUUAUGCAACAGUCAAAUAGCCAACAAACACCCACUUCUAGUCAAUCAAACAUGGCAUUAAGAACUAAAACUGCUUCGUCCAUACCUUUCCACAUGCUGAUUCCAAUUUUAAGACCUCACCUUGACAAGGACAGAUCCAUGCAGCUGCAGUCUAUUUUUAACAAACUCAGGAAUAAAGAAGUCAGCAAAGAGGACUUUUUGAGAGUGGUAAGGAAUACAGUUGGUGAUCAGAUGCUUAGACAGGCUGCUCGAAAGGUACAAAUGCAGCAGCUUCAGGCGCAGGCUUCUCAGAACACACCGUCAAAUACAAAUCUAUUUUCAUUACCAGCUCAAGCUUCUUCUCAGCAAGUUUCUCGUGGUGGUACGCAGCAGAUAUCUGGAGCUCAAUCAUUUCCAGCACUCCACUCCUUACCAUCUCAGAAUGUUAUAGUCCCUGCAUCUUCUCCUGGUCAACCUCAUGUUCCUGCUUUGCACCCUAGCACAGGUCCUCGAGAAGUUGGGAUUGGAUCAAAUGGGAAGGGCCCCCAUCUUGUGCAAAAUUAUUCUAACAGUAUGAAUAUGUCCAGUUCUGAAAGGGAUGGAUUGAUGGGUUCAACACAAUCAAUUAACGGGCAACAGAAGUUGCAAUCAUCUAUUUCAGUGUCCGGUAGCACUAAUAGUUAUAUUACCCAAACCUAUCCUAGGCCAUCUAUGAGCUCCUCAACUUCUCUCAGACCCAAUCUAGAGUCACAUCCAAGACCAGUUUCACGUACUCAGGGACUUGUUUCAACGCUAAUAAGACCAACUCAGCCCAUUAAUACAAUGAGAAUGCCAUAUCAACAAGGUUCUAAUAAUGAAACCAAGAGACAGCAAACUGGUUCCUUGACAAACCAUUCAUCCUCCCUGCGUAACCUAAUUGCUUUGCAGAUGUCAGCAGAAAGUAGUGGAUUGCAGUCAACUUCUUAUGUAAAUCAAGAGGUGGUUGAUCAAUCGUCUGAACCUCCUAAGGUUCAGUUUUCAUCUUCAGAGACCACUUCAUUUGAUACAUCACAUUUGAACCAAGGGAAUUCAGCAUUUGGUUCAAGUAUGGUGAGAACAAAUCAGGUUUCAGGCUCAGUACCUAGUCAAGCAGAUCAGAAUACACAGAUGGACGGAAACACAAAAGUUGAUGUUGAAAAGGACAAAGAGGAUGGUCGUUCUAAAGCCGUUAAGGCUAACAAAAACGAAGAUGAUAAACUAAGAAUAACAGCUGCUAAUGUGGCAGCUCGAGCCGCUGUUGGCGGAGAUGAUAUGCUUUCAAAGUGGCAACUCAUGGCUGAGCGAUCUCGUCAAAAACGUGAAGGUUUUGAUGGGGCGUCUGCUUCCCAGCUAGGUAAAAGUGCAAGCAGUAAAUCUUCACUGAACUUGGGAAUAGGUUCGAGAGAAAUACAUGAAUCUGAAAAGAAAAACUCUUCCAUGCCAACAUCUGGUGUGUUGAUGCAAGCAAGUAGUUCAGCAUCUAAACGAGUAAUUAGACAAUGGAAAACACCCAGUGAAGUAGGAGAUGACCAGAUUGUACAAAAAGAACAAAACCAACCUUUACAAUCAUUGGAGCAGCAUUCGUCUGGGGGAGAACUGGUUCGGACAAGUUCUAUUCAACCUCGAGUGGAGCAGCUCAAUCAUGUAUCGAAACAAGACCAAAUGACUUUUCAGCAAGAGAUCAUGCAUUCAAAUAACUGUCAGCAACAGUCAGAAGCUAAUUCAGUUAAACCUGAGGACAAGGGACCUGAGCAAAGUAAUAUACCAGUCUUGGAUACAAUUGCAGACCCAAAGUUGGAUGUUGCCCAGCAUUCUGAGAAGCAGCAGCAGCAGCGGCGGCCGCACAUUGUCCAGCAGUCAAACAGUCAACAAACACCUGACAUAGCAAAUGCAGCUGCUCGGCCUUCUGAGAGCCAACAACUCAUUAUGCAACAGUCAAAUAGCCAACAAACACCCACUUCUAGUCAAUCAAACAUGGCAUUAAGAACUAAAACUGCUUCGUCCAUACCUUUCCACAUGCUGAUUCCAAUUUUAAGACCUCACCUUGACAAGCACAGAUCCAUGCAGCUGCAGUCUAUUUUUAACAAACUCAGGAAUAAAGAAGUCAGCAAAGAGGACUUUUUGAGAGUGAUAAGGAAUACAGUUGGUGAUCAGAUGCUUAGACAGGCUGCUGGAAAGGUACAAAUGCAGCAGCUUCAGGCGCAGGCUUCUCAGAACGCACCGUCAAAUACAAAUCUAUUUUCAUUACCUGCUCAAGCUUCUUCUCAGCAAGUUUCUCGCGGUGCUACGCAGCAGAUAUCUGGAGCUCAAUCAUUUCCAGCACUCCACUCCUUACCAUCUCAGAAUGUUAUAGUCCCUGCAUCUUCUCCUGGUCAACCUCAUGUUCCUGCUUUGCACCCUAGCACAGGUCCUCGAGAAGUUGGGAUUGGAUCAAAUGGGAAGGGUCCCUAUCGUGUGCAAUAUUAUUCUAACAGCAUGAAUAUGUCCAGUUCUGAAAGGGAUGGAUUGAUGGGUUCAACACAAUCAAUUAACAGGCCACAGAAGUUGCAAUCAUCUAUUUCAGUGUCUGGUAGCACUAAUAGUUAUAAUACCCAAGCCUAUCCUAGGCCAUCUAUGAGCUCCUCAACUUCUCUCAGACCCAAUCUAGAGUCACAUCCAAGACCAGUUUCACAUACUCAGGGACUUGUUUCAACGCUAAUAAGACCAACUCAGCCCAUUAAUACAAUGAGAAUGCCUGCAUAUCAACAAGGUUCUAAUAAUGAUACCAAGAGACAGCAAACUGGUUCCUUGACAGACCAUUCAUCCUCCCUGCGUAACCUAAUUGCUUUGCAGAUGUCAGCAGAAAGUAGUGGAUUGCAAUCAACUUCUUAUGUAAAUCAAGAGGUGGUUGAUCAAUCGUCUGAACCUCCUAAGGUUCAGUUUUCAUCUUCAGAGACCACUUCAUUUGAUACAUUGCAUUUGAACCAAGCGAAUUCAGCAUUUGGUUCAAAUAUGGUGACAACAAAUCGGGUUUCGGGCUCAGUACCUAGACAAGCAGAUCAGAAUACACAGCAGGUGACUUCUGCAACUUUACCCCCGCCUGGAUCAAUGACAAAAUCUCCAUUAAAGAAACCAUCUGCUGGGCAGAAGAAACCAUUCGAUGCACUAGGCUCAUCUCCGCCGAUGUUCAGCAAGAAGCAGAAAACUGCUGGCACUUCUCUUGAUCAAAGCAUUGUGCAGCUAAAUGAUGUUGCUGUUGUUAGUGGAGUUAAUUUAAGGGAAGAGGAAGAGCAGCUGUUAUCAGGCCUGAAAGAAGACAGUCGAGAGUCAGAAGCAACUUGAAGGGUUGUACAAGAAGAAGACAGGUUAAUAUUGCAGAAGGCCCCCCUUCAAAAAAGGAUUUCAGAUAUCAUGUUUAAAUGUGGUUUGAAGAUUAUUGGUGGUGACGUAGAACGUUGUCUAAUGUGCGUCGAGGAGCAUUUGAAGGGGUUGAUGUCUUAUCUGAUAAGACUGUCAAAACAGUUGAUGUAGAAAAGGACAAAGAAGUUGAUUGUUCUAAAGCCGUUAAGGCUAACAAAGAAGAAGACGAUAAACUAAGAACAACAGUUGCUAAUGUGGCAGCUCAAGCCGCUAGCAGCUUGAGAUGAUAUGCUUUCAAAGUGGCAACUCAUGGCUGAGCAAGCUCGUCAAAAAUGUGGAGGUUUUGAUGGAGCGUCUGCUUCCCAGCUAGGUAAAAGUGCAACAGCUGCUAAUAACGUGACGGUUUUGAUGGAGCGUCUGCUUCCCAGCAAGGUAGCUAGGUAAAAUGUGAAUAUUUUUAA
Molecule: messenger RNA, 4764 nt
Organism: Zingiber officinale
Lineage: Eukaryota; Viridiplantae; Streptophyta; Magnoliopsida; Zingiberales; Zingiberaceae
Product: transcription initiation factor TFIID subunit 4b-like
Exons: 16
Coding region: 503-4285 (1260 amino acids)
Biological process (GO): transcription initiation at RNA polymerase II promoter
Cellular component (GO): transcription factor TFIID complex
Molecular function (GO): RNA polymerase II general transcription initiation factor activity; DNA binding
Source: RefSeq, a predicted model, not a curated record